This is a messenger RNA of Protobothrops mucrosquamatus (brown spotted pit viper), 465 nucleotides long. RefSeq names its product 40S ribosomal protein S29. The record is from RefSeq and is a predicted model, not a curated record. Gene Ontology annotation, molecular function: zinc ion binding; structural constituent of ribosome. The coding region runs from base 56 to 226 and encodes 56 amino acids. Lineage: Eukaryota; Metazoa; Chordata; Lepidosauria; Squamata; Viperidae. The transcript has 3 exons. Gene Ontology annotation, cellular component: cytosolic small ribosomal subunit; ribosome. Gene Ontology annotation, biological process: translation.
UUUUCCUUUUCCUGUUCGGCGUCCGAGCCACGCGAGGGGCAGCCGCAGCACCGCCAUGGGCCACCAGCAACUCUACUGGAGCCACCCGAGGAAGUUCGGGCAGGGAUCGCGCUCCUGCCGCGUCUGCUCCAACCGGCACGGACUGAUCCGCAAGUACGGCCUCAACAUGUGUCGCCAGUGCUUCCGCCAGUACGCCAAGGACAUCGGCUUCAUUAAGUUGGAUUAAUUCUACAAUAAUAGUUGAAGAUGGCUUGAAAAGACAUAAGAAGAGGUUGGCACUCUUGGAGGACUGGGCUAGCUGCUGUGCAACUGUAUACAAUAGAAGUACUGGGUUUUGUUUAUUCCAAUUAUGGCAGUGUUUCCUAUUAAUAUGUUACAACUUCCAUAAUUCUAGCCUUGUUGACAUGUCAUCUUUAGCAUAUAUGAUUAUGAGAAUCUAUUUUUUUGGUUCUUAAAUAAAAAGAA